Messenger RNA from Blepharisma stoltei, 510 nucleotides. Lineage: Eukaryota; Ciliophora; Heterotrichea; Heterotrichida; Blepharismidae. The record is from the annotation of a GenBank genome assembly.
AUGGCUGGAAGAGGUGCUCCAAAAGGCAAAACGUUCAAUCCAAAACAGUAUGAAAGACCAGGCCUCACUGAGGACGAGAUCGAAGAAAUUAAAGAAGCCUUUGAUCUAUUUGACACUGAUGGAUCUGGAACAAUCGAUCCUCGUGAACUCAAGUCUGCAAUGCAAAGCUUAGGCUUUGAAGCAAAAAACCAAACAAUCUAUCAAAUGAUUAGCGAUCUGGAUAAGGAUGGAUCUGGUUCUAUUGAUUUUGAUGAGUUUUUAGAUAUGAUGACUGCAAGAAUGAGCGAUAAAGAUACAAGAGAAGAUAUCAAUAAGGUAUUUAGACUUUUUGAUGAUGAUAAAACUGGAUAUAUCACUAUUAAGAACUUAAGGAGAGUCGCCAGGGAACUAGGAGAAACGAUGACUGAUGAAGAGCUUUUAGAAAUGAUUGAAAGAGCAGAUUCAGAUGGGGAUGGACAAGUAACUCCUGAAGAUUUCUACAAUAUAAUGACGAAGAAGGCUUUCCCUUAA